AUGGAUCUUGUUGGAACCAUCCCACCAGAAAUCGGAAAUAUUUCUUCUCUCGUUUCUUUAGACAUGAACGACAACUCUUUUCAUGGUCCUCUUCCCGCGUCUCUCUUUAACAUGUCAAAUUUAGAAGUCUUGAGUUUGAGGAAUAAUAGUUUGUCUAGUAGUCUACCUCUUGAUAUGUGCAUACACAAUCUUGAUCGACUCAAGAUUCUUCGUAUUUCUUACAACGAGAUGUAUGGGAAUAUACCAUCGAGUUUGGAGCAGUGUUCGCAGCUCGAGUUUCUUUCUUUGUACAACAACAAAUUUGAUGGAAUAGUGCCAAGGGAACUUGGGAACUUGACCAAGCUUCAAACAUUGAACAUUGGUGCAAAUAAGUUGACAGGUGAUAUUCCAGAAGAGAUUGGUCGUCUAACAAAUUUAAAAAGUUUGGGCAUGAGUUCCAACAAGUUAAAAGGCUCAUUGCCUGCAACUCUUUUCGGCAUGCCAUCCUUGCAAUAUGCUGACUUUGCCUCCAAUGAACUAAGUGGAUCAUUAUCACCACAAAUUGGAAACAUAACAUCCCUUCUCAGAAUAGGCCUUGAAUUCAACCAUUUCAGUGGUGAAAUUCCAAAAGAGAUCGGUCUUCUUACCAAUUUCGAGCGAUUGAGCAUGUGUUGCAACAAUAUUAGUGGUUCAGUGCCAAGAGAACUUGGGAACUUGACAGCCAUGGUUGGUAUAUACCUUGCCCAUAAUGCUUUAAGUGGUCCUAUACCAAAAGAGCUAGGUCGCCUUGUUAAUUUAUGGGAGCUGCAGUUGAAAGAAAAUAUUCUAAUAAAUGGAUCUAUACCGAAGGAAAUCGGGAACAUGACAUCUCUUUCCUACUUAUUGCUUUCCAGGAAUAUAUUAACUGGUACUAUUCCAAAAGAAAUUGGAAACCUGAAACACCUCGUGCAGUUUUGGCUUCACGACAAUAAUUUAAAUGGUCCAAUACCUUCCACCAUUGGGAAUAUGUCAGAGCUGGAUUAUUUAGUACUCCCUCAUAACAAACUAAUUGGAGAGAUUCCAUCAUCCAUUUGUGACUUGAGAUUACUGACACUCCUCCAUUUAGCAGACAAUCAUUUGGAAGGACAAAUUCCAAAGUGCUUGGGAAACUUCAAUAGUUCAUUGUUGGCUCUUAAUUUGGGUGGAAACCAAAUCAAAGCCCUUCAAUCCACAUUUGCAAAAGGUUGCAGUCUUCAGGCCCUUAUUCUGUAUGGCAAUAAGUUGGAAGGAAUAACACAUUCCCUAAUCAACUGCCAAAGCCUGGAAAGCAUUGAUUUUGGUGAUAAUGAAAUACGAGGUGCAUUUCCUUUCUGGAUAGAAACACUCCCUCAACUUCGCGUCCUCAUCUUGAGGUCUAACAAGUUGAAUGGUACUAUGUUGGAGGCUUCAAAUACCGAGCAUCCUUUUCCAAAGUUGCAAGUCUUGGAUAUAUCAAGAAAUGCAUUUGUUGGCCCUUUACCAGAUAGAUAUUUCAAGAAUUUUGAAGGUAUGAUAGAUGCCAAGGAUAAUCUCACACGCGUUGAGAAGGAUAUGCUCCAAACAUAUUUAGACUUAGGUGUCACUUUGAAAGGUUUGGAUCAGGAAUUGAAAAGAUUGUUGGAUACGUUUACAAUGAUUGACUUAUCUUCAAAUAAUUUUUCUGGGAAUAUUCCAAUUUCCAUCGGCAAUCUUAAUUCUCUUAGAUACUUGAAUUUGUCAAGUAAUACUCUCACGGGAGAGAUUCCUGUGUCUCUUGGGAAUAUAAGUAUUCUUGAGUCAUUGGAUUUGUCAUGGAACAGAUUGAGUGGAAAAAUUCCAAGUGAUCUGACAGGGUUGACAUUUCUUUCGAAAUUAAACCUAUCAAUGAAUAAUCUUGUGGGGUCGAUACCAAAAUCUAAGCAAUUUUCUACUUUUCAAAAUGAGUCAUAUAUAGGAAACUUGGGAUUGUGUGGAGAUCCAUUGGCAAAACAGUGUGAAACAACUGAUGGUAAACCAAUGCUUCCUCUAGAAGAUGAUGAUGAAGACUCAGGAUUUAUAGAUGGAUUUGGUUGGCGAAGUGUGGUGAUGGGGUAUGGAUGUGGAUUUGUAGUUGGAAUUGGAGUUGGUUACAUGAUUAUAAGAAGUGGAAGGCCAAGAUGGUUAGUGGAAUUUUUCUUUGGCGUUGGAUAUAGUAAUUGUAAGAUGAAGAGAAGAAAUAGAGCAAAAGCAACGAGAAGAAGGUGA
Messenger RNA from Salvia hispanica, 2220 nucleotides. The record is from RefSeq and is a predicted model, not a curated record. Lineage: Eukaryota; Viridiplantae; Streptophyta; Magnoliopsida; Lamiales; Lamiaceae.